CAUGCUUUUUGCCAACGGUAGAAUCACUGCCAGCCUCUCUGCCAUGGAUGCCGCAAACUUUGCCGUGAGCAAAUUCGAUGAAAGGGAACUCCCUGAAGGUUUCAGAAUCGAAGCCAGCAAGACUCAACAAGAUGCCUGUAAAAUGUUCAUCGGCGGACUCUCCCGUGAUAUGAGUAAGCGAGCGCUGAUCGAAUACUUAUCUCAGUUUGGCGAGAUCAUAGAUUUUAUGAUUAAAACUGAUCCAGACACUGGACUAUCCAGGGGUUUUGGUUUUGUGCUUUUCCAAGAUAGUGCCACUGUUGAAAAGGUGCUCCAAGUGAAAGAGCACCUAUUAGAUGGCAAGAAAAUAGAGCUUAAGAGAGCUAAAGCCAUGGAACCUCAAUCCCCCCCAAAAAAGGUUUUCGUGGGUGGGUUGAACCCUCGCAUACCUGAAGAAAAAAUUAGAGAAUAUUUCGGCACAUUUGGAGAGAUCGUGAAUAUUGAGCUUCCAAUGUGCCCAAGGAAAAACCGAAGACGAGCUUUUGGCUUUAUCACAUAUACUGAUGAAAUCCCAGUGAGGAAGCUGUUAGAAACCAGAUUCCAUCUCAUUGGCUCCAGUCGGUGUGAAGUUAAGAUGGCACUUCCCAGAGAGCGUCCCCGGCCCCAGCGAAAGGUGGGAAGAAAUACUCCCAGCUCUGGGUUAGGCAACCAUUGGAGAAGACGUGGUGGCUUCCAAGCCAACCCCAAUGCUCACAGAGCAAACCUAGGUGCUCGCAGGGCAAACCAAAAUGUUUUCCGAGCAAACCAGAAUACAAACUACAAUGUUUUUGGAGCAAACCAGAAUGUUUUUGGAGUAAAUCAAAAUGGUUUUGGGGUGACCCAAAAUGUUUUUGGAGUAAACCGAAAUAUUUGGGGCAUGCCUGGCAGUGGAAGAAGCUUUCCUUCGGUGCUUAUUCCUGUUCCUUUCACUGUCUACACAGAAGGAUUUAAUUUCCCUUAUGGUAAUUUCCAUAAUGUGUACAAUAAUCAACCUAUUUUUCAUGGUUACAGUGGAGACUGUUUUUUUGGCUACAACUAUGGAACUUAUGGAUUAGGACAUGCAUUCACUAAUUAUAAUAUGCAAAUAAACCAAGCUACUUCUUUUGGUAAUGGUUACCAGUAUUGGUCAUUCUGAAGCCUAAGGAUGAAGCUGCCAUCAAAGAACCACUCAGUCUUGGAAUAAAACAUUGCAUUACUCAUUUGAAAUGACUGAAUAACUGUUUAGUCAGACUUGUCAUUAUUUCUUCUUCAACUGAUUUCCAUCUGUUUUUCAAGUACCAACUUUUUCCCCAUGACCUUUUGGCAUUGGAACUACCAUGCAAGAACACAAGGACUUGAGACUCUCAUUUAGAAAAUUAGUGGUUUUUAUAAAAUAAAUGUUUACUAGAUUAA
Ictidomys tridecemlineatus (thirteen-lined ground squirrel) is the source of this 1410-nucleotide messenger RNA. RefSeq lists its product as uncharacterized. Lineage: Eukaryota; Metazoa; Chordata; Mammalia; Rodentia; Sciuridae. Gene Ontology annotation, biological process: regulation of gene expression. The record is from RefSeq and is a predicted model, not a curated record. Gene Ontology annotation, molecular function: poly(G) binding; poly(A) binding. Gene Ontology annotation, cellular component: nucleoplasm; chromatin.